Messenger RNA from Eptesicus fuscus (big brown bat), 1587 nucleotides. RefSeq names its product zinc finger protein 835 (gene ZNF835). The transcript has a single exon. Gene Ontology annotation, molecular function: RNA polymerase II cis-regulatory region sequence-specific DNA binding; DNA-binding transcription factor activity. Gene Ontology annotation, biological process: regulation of transcription by RNA polymerase II. Lineage: Eukaryota; Metazoa; Chordata; Mammalia; Chiroptera; Vespertilionidae. Bases 1 to 1587 code for a protein of 528 amino acids. The record is from RefSeq and is a predicted model, not a curated record.
AUGGACGGACUCCUGGCCCCAGCCGCCUCCCGCCGCCCUGAGCUGGGAGAAGCCUGGGAACUCGAGGGUCACCGGAAGGAAGGCCAGGAGGGCGGUGUGAAGCCAGAGGCCCGGGAAGAAGACCCCGCCCGGGACAGUGCGGACCGUGAUGGGGUCCCAGGACCCGGACCGAGCCCGCCUGUCACCCAGGCCACCCGCCGGCCCCGCGGGCACGCGGCACAGGGAAAGCGGAAGGGCCCAGAGGAAGCGGAGGCCGCGGGGCCCGGGACGCCCUGGGAGUGCGAGGACUGCGGCAAGGCCUUCCGCUACCGCUCGGCGCUCACCCUGCACCGCCGCACCCACACCGGGGAGAAGCCGUUCGCCUGCCCGGAGUGCGGCCGGGCCUUCCGCCAGCGCGUGCACCUGACCCUGCACCUGCGCGUGCACACGGGCGAGCGGCCCCACACCUGCGCCCAGUGCGCCCGGACCUUCGCGCAGCGCGCGCACCUGGCCCAGCACCGGCGCGUGCACACGGGCGAGAAGCCCUACGAGUGCGCCGAGUGCGGCGCGGCCUUCAGCCAGAGCGCGUCCCUGGCCGAGCACCGGCGCCUGCACACCGGGGAGCGGCCCUUCGCCUGCGGCCAGUGCGCCAAGGCCUUCCGCGGCCGCGCGGCCCUGCGGGAGCACCAGCGCGUGCACAGCGACCGGAAGCCGUUCGCCUGCGCGCAGUGCCCCAAGGCCUUCCGCUUCCCCGCGGCGCUGCUGCGCCACCGGCGCACGCACACGGCCGAGCGGCCCUUCGCCUGCGGCCAGUGCGGCUGGGCCUUCGCGCAGCGCGCGCACCUGGCCCAGCACCGGCGCGUGCACACGGGCGAGCGGCCCUACAAGUGCGCCGAGUGCGGCGCGGCCUUCGGCCAGAGCGCGUCCCUGGCCGAGCACCGGCGCCUGCACACCGGGGAGCGGCCCUUCGUCUGCGGCCAGUGCGGCAAGGCCUUCACGCAGGGGUCGCACCUGAGCCAGCACCGGCGCGUGCACACGGGCGAGCGGCCCUUCGCCUGCGGGGACUGCGGCCGCGCCUUCCGCAAGCGCUCGCACCUGGCGCAGCACCGCCUGCUGCACACGGGCGCCCGGCCCUACAAGUGCCCGAGCUGCGGGGCGGCCUUCGGCCACGCGUCCUCCCUCCGGGAGCACCAGAAGGUCCACACGGGCGAGAAGCCCUUCCGGUGCGGGGACUGCGGCAAGGCCUUCAGCCAGGGCGCGGCGCUCUCGCUGCACCGGCGCACGCACACCGGGGAGCGGCCCUACGCGUGCCCCGAGUGCGGCAAGGCCUUCCGCAGCCGCGGGUACCUCAUCCAGCACCACCUGGUGCACACGGGCGAGCGGCCCUACGAGUGCGGCCCCUGCGGCAAGGCCUUCGGCUUCUGCUCCGCCCUCACCCGCCACCAGAGGACGCACAGCGACCGGGAGCCCCACCAGCGCAGCCCGCGCGGGGACCCCGCGACGCAGCCGCCACCCCCAACCGGACCCCGGCGCUCGCCCCGGGGGAAAAAGCCCGCGAGCCCUAGUGACCCCGCAGCAAACUCCGGGGGCCAUCAGGGUGAGAGCUGA